Messenger RNA from Leishmania mexicana MHOM/GT/2001/U1103, 4335 nucleotides. RefSeq lists its product as hypothetical. The record is from RefSeq and is a predicted model, not a curated record. NCBI's taxonomy places the organism in Eukaryota, Euglenozoa, Kinetoplastea, Trypanosomatida, Trypanosomatidae. The transcript has a single exon. The coding region runs from base 1 to 4335 and encodes 1444 amino acids.
AUGCCGCUCGGCGGCGUCAGAGACGCCUCACUGCGCUCCACGACGGCAGCGACCACGUCGGUCGCGUCGUUCUGGGGCGACUCUCGUGAUGAUCGAGGUGCCGCCGCCGCCGCCUCCACGAAGUCGCUGUCAACGUUUUCGACGACCUCUGCGUUGGCGCCGCUGGCUUCUUCCGCCUCCUCGUGGUCGUCGGUGACGGUGGCGAACAACACGCGUGGCACCAGCAACGCCGCAUGCAAGGGCACACGCGCCCCCAGUGGUGCGACCACGCCAGCUGGACUGGUGGCGCUCAGCAGCGAGGGUAAGCGCACACCUUCGCAGAAGUCAUCGGCCGUGUCGGCAGACCUCAGCAGUCACUCGGAGCACCUCAACCGCGGCAUUGGGGGCGGCGCUGGCAUUGACACAUUCAAGUACACAGCCGCGUCGUUGGCGGUGGAGCCGCCGGAUUCAACGAUGCCCACCGCUCUUCGCGACAGCGACGACGGAGACGACGACGCUUUCGAUAUCAUCAAGGAGAGCAUCAAGCGCCAGCUCGUCAGCAUCGAAGAGGAUGAGCUCGUCAGUGAGACGACGGACGGCAACUUAGCGACCGCUUUACGGCAGACACUUCAGUCACAGCCACAGCCACAGCCGCAACAGCAUCGUUACUUGACAGUGCAGCCGCGGGGCGGCGCCGUCAGCGAGGCUGCCGGUGCGCGUCGGAGUGGCGGCGAUGAUCGCAUGAUUCACAUCACAAGCGCUGCUGUACCACCUGCUCCUCGGUCGGCUGCUGCAGCUGCUGCCGCUCGGCGAGGGGAGAGAACAACGAUCCGCUGCUCUUCUUCGCCCGUGUCGGUCGUGGAGCAGCUCGCUGCCAUCAGCAUUGGCCAGUCAUCCGUGUCCAAGGCAAGUGUGCCUCUCACCACUGCAAGCGGUAGCGACGCGACGGGCUUUCGCUCGAAGCCACCGCUAUCGCAGCCAGAGUCUCCCCAGGCACCCGCUCAGAAGGCUGCGCAACGGACAUCCCAGCGGUCUUCUGAGCCACCGCCGCCGCAGCAUCACGAACCGCAUCAGCAAAGAGCUCCGGCUAUGGUGUACCCGCUCAACGCUACGGCGUCACGUGCGACGCUGUUUGAGCAACAGCGCCAGCCCUCAGCCAGCGGCGUCGGCGGCACGGCCUGCGACGCGAGCCCUCGCGCUGAGUCGAGCAUCCAUGCCGGCGGCCUACGCAUCCCACUUUCAACCUCCGGUGCUCGUUCGAUGGGCGACAGAAGCGGGUCUGGCGAAAUCGCCGCCGUGCAAAUCUUCCCCGAGGCCGCAAGUCGUACCCCCUCUCACAUGGACCCGAGCCGCGACAUCGGCAGUGGCGCGGCGAUGGCGACGGCAGCCGAGAGGUCCUCGACAACGUCAACGACGGCCUCAUCGUCCUCGACGUCGACAACGCUGCAGAGCGGCCGUUUCUCCUCUGAGCACUCGUCGUCGUCCAAGGAGGAGCUAGCCAGUUCAGGCCACCACUCUCAGCAGUAUCCCCGUCAGCUUCACUCAGGUUCGUCCGUGGCGCAGCUUAGACACGGCCGGCGUCCGCAUCAACCCGAAAUCCCGGCACUGGAGCUGGCGGGCUUACAGGCGCAACGUCCCGCGAAUAGCCAGCAGGAGUGUCUUCAGCAUAAAGACACACAGCAGCGGCAGCAGCAAGAGCAACCGUCAGUGCCGCCGCCGCUUACAUCCCCACCACCACCACCACCGCAACAGCAGCCGCAGCAGCCGCAGCAGCGUGUGCAGGCCUCGUCGAUGAUGCCGUUUCAGGGUGGCCCAAGGUUCCCCAACUUGCCACCACACCUCCAGCCACAGCCGCUCACGCAGGCGCAGCAGCCAUCCAAUCUUCCGCACCUGCUGCCGCAGACACAGCCCCAACAGUCCCAGCAACAGCAGCUUGGAGUGUCUGUAUCGUCUCCUUCAGCGGCCAUGAUGCCUGGCAAGAUCUACGCCGCCACUCCGCAUGGCCGGCUGAUCUUACUCACCCCUGACGGCGUACGAGCGCCACAGGUGCAGCCGCCUCCGCACUCAAUGCCUCCACCACCGCCACCGCCUCCGCCACCGCCGUCGACCGCCACCAGCUCCGCGCUCACCGGCAACUAUGUCACCGCCAGCAACUACUCUGCUCUCUUCUGCCGCAACAACCCACUGCACUCUAUGCGUUACCCCGGCUCUCAGUCCGAGAGCGCGGGGCGGCUGACGGGUGAGGCGAGUCGUCCCAAGGAUGAGAAGGGCACCGCGGCGACCCUCUCCAGCAACGCAGAGCGUUCAAGCACCCAGGUGUCCACUACGACUGUCAGCUCUGCAGCAUCAGAGAAGGAUGCGCCGGCCAGCCUCAACGCAGGACAGAGCCACGACGACGCUGCGGUGAACCACGCCGAGGCCCGUGUCUCUGUGGCCCCUGCAGUGGCCACUGCUGGCAGCGCGAGUGCCGAAGCACCCCCUAUCACGGCCGCCCGUUCAGCUGCUGGGACUGGUGCAUCGGCGCCAACAGGCAGCGGCAUCAGCAGUGCGGCAGCGUCUGCGGGUUGUGACAGCCAACUCCCCACGGCCUGUGUAGCGCCGCUUCUCGUCCGCAGCUCCCAGGGCGCCUCCGCUGCUGAGCUUGUGCAGCGUCUCGGCAGCCACCCCAGCAGCAGCAGCAGCGUGAAUGGGGGUGGCCGGUCCCUGCAGCUGCCAACGUUCCCGACACGCGAGGACAUCAGCACCGCCUCGUCCGCGGGUGGCGCCCACCACCCGAACCGCAACACAGCUCUGGUUUCAACAUCGUCUGGGAACGGCGCCGUGAUGUCGUCUCUCUCGAGAGCGCAACCGACGCUCGUUGAUUCUGACCGAAAAAUUGGUCUGAGCGUAACGAAUACUCUGGCGCUGCCACCGAGCAGCGUCAAGGCAGGCGGCAGCAAUGCGCAGAUUGCCGUGCCUGCAAAUGGCAGCGGCACCGCAGUGACCGGCUCUCGAGGUGCGGCAGAGGGGAAACUGAUGGGGCCGAGCAACAACGCUCUAGGCAACUCCAGCACCUUCGCGCCCCUCCACACAGGGCUCAAGCCGCACGAUGGUGGCGUCGGCGCGGAUGCCACAGGCGCCAGCAACAGCGGCCAUGCUGCCCACUUUACGCAGUCGGUAUCACAGCCUGCGCUCUCGGCCCCUGCAUCCUCCGCAUCAUACAGCCCACUGGCGGCACUCGGCUCAGCAAACGGGGGCGGCUCUGCCAAGUGCAUCGCGACGCCAGCGCCGUUUCGGCAGGAGCCGACCGGCAACAGUCGGCUCGCGUCGCGCGCUGAUCUUUUUGCACAGGCCGCGAAGCCCACCUGGCCGGACACCGUCUCGUCACCGUCCAAGCAGGGCCCGGCUGGGGUGUUGCCGCUGCCACAGCGACAGCCACCACAGCUGCAGCCGUCGCAGCGGCAGCCGCAGCCGCAGUUCUACAUACAAGGGCUUUCUCCUCCGCCCCCGACAUUGCACCCCCCCGUCGGCGACCGUCUCCACCCCGCUGCCGACGACUCUGUCGUCGUGACAGUCCCCGUCACGGGCGGCGACGGCACCAUCACGGCAGCUGUCAUCGCAGUCCCGCCCCCAUUCUCGUACACUGAGGCCGGAGUACAGCAGUACUGCCUCGGAGCUCUACAGCAGCCACAUCCACAGCAACAACGGCCGCACCCGCCGCUGCAGCGGCACUUUCAUCAUCAAGGCGCGACAGCAGGGGAGCACUCCACCGCAAGCUGUGCCGGUGAGGAGGCGGAGUGGCGGCGGAAGCAGGAUCUGAUCACGCUGCAGCUCGAGCAGCACCGCCAGCGGCUCGAAAACGAGCUCCGGCAAGUGCAGCUGCAACAGCUGCAGCACGCACAGCACCAUCAUAACCAGCACCAACAACACCAGCAGCAGCUGCAGCUACAGCAUCAGCAGUCUCUGCCGUCGGCACAGACAACCAUGGUCACGAUUGAUGGACGCCUCUACCGCAUGGUGUCGGCCUCCUCAGGAGAGGCCUUUGUGAACCGUGGCCAGCCAUGCCGUGAUCUGCACUUUGUGGACAGAGACACUCUUGUCAGCGACGGCUCCGCGGGAGCAGACGGCCGCACUGAGGCCGCAUCUCUUCAACCGAGCAAUCACCCCGGUGUGUGCAUGCCCGUCUCCCCGCAAGCCCAGGUAUCACCACAACGGCAACAGCAGCACAUGACCAUCACUGCUGCGAGUGAUAGGAAUACUUUGGGUGAGGCCACCUCGGCGGCGGCGACGCUCGCAAAGCCAUCUACGCUUGGCGCUAACGUUAUGCUGGUGAUGCCAACGCCGUCUGCCUCGCACAAGGUGCCGUACGGAUACUAG